Molecule: messenger RNA, 2269 nt
Organism: Anguilla anguilla (European eel)
Lineage: Eukaryota; Metazoa; Chordata; Actinopteri; Anguilliformes; Anguillidae
Product: rab-like protein 3
Exons: 8
Coding region: 70-768 (232 amino acids)
Biological process (GO): intracellular protein transport
Cellular component (GO): endomembrane system
Molecular function (GO): GTPase activity
Source: RefSeq, a predicted model, not a curated record
AUUUACUUCCGGGACAAUACCUUGAAGCUCUGAAAAUAAAUAAACAAAAAUGUUUCCAUCUUAGUAAAAAUGGCUUCUCUUGACAGAGUAAAGGUGCUGGUUUUAGGAGAUUCAGGGGUGGGGAAGUCGUCUCUGGUUCAUUUACUGUGUCAGAAUCAAGUUUUGGGAAACCCCUCCUGGACAGUAGGCUGUUCUGUGGAUGUGCGGAUACAUGACUACAAAGAGGGCACUCCAGAAGAGAAGACUUACUACAUUGAAUUGUGGGAUGUUGGAGGAUCUGUAGGAAGUGCCAGCUGUGCAAAGAGUACCAGAGCAGUUUUCUACAGCUCUGUCAAUGGCAUCAUAUUGGUCCAUGAUUUAACCAACAAGAAAUCUUCACAGAAUUUAUACCGCUGGUCCUUAGAAGCCUUCAAUAAAGACUCUUCCCCCACAGGAGUUAUCGUCACAAACGGGGAUUACGACAGGGAGCAGAUUCCGGAAAACCUGCUCCCCCUGCUGGUGAUCGGGACCAAGUUCGACCACAUCCCAGAGAACAAGCGCAGUGACGUCCUGGCCCGGACCGCCUUCCUGUCAGAGGACUUCAACGCUGAAGAGAUAAACCUGGACUGCACAAACCCCCGUUACCUGGCGGCUGGCUCCUCGAAUGCAGUGAAGCUGAGCAGGUUCUUCGACAAGGUCAUCGAGAAGCGAUACUUCACAAAGGAAGGUAGCCAGGCUGGCUUUUCAGACCGGAAGCGUUUCAACUUCAAGAGCCUCCAUUACGACUGAGAAUGGGACGGAUGUGCAGGGAUGUGUGCGUGAUUUCCCAGGGCGUAAAGCACAUCAGUAACAGGACAGGCAUCAGCCACGGCCUCUCAACUUUUAAUCGAAUCGGCUAAAUCGUUUACACACUCUGGCUUUUUUUAUACACUACUUGUACAGACUCAUGAAUGACAACAGAAGACUGUCCGAAAUGCAUGUUUUACUGCAGGGAACUGCACUGCGCUGCACGGGCCUCCGGACUUUGCUUAGUUGCAUAAUGCGCGCCAGUCCUGCCUUGUUAGGCAGUGUGGUGCCAGAUGUUAACCACAUUUCUGUUACCAAGAACCGCUGUUGUAGAAGGAGCAGCUGCAGGCCUGGUUUUAUCACCUCUGCAAGCCUGCCACGCUUCUUCUGCUUCUGCAGCAAAAGCACUGACAAACGACUCGUUUAGAAAAGCAACUACACGCUCUGAAAAUAAUCGCCAGCACUAUUGUGUGUACAUAUUUAGUGCUGUGUCUGAUGGCUUUGCCUGUUACAUUGCAUUGGAGCGAAUCGGCUAACCUUUAGAUUCUAAUUAUCCUCAUUGUCCGAGUGUAUUUCCACUGCUUAAAGCCUGCUCAUUUUCAGUUUGUUAAUUUUUUUUGAAUUAAGAGUUUAAAAGAGUUCUAGUGUCUAUAUCAUGGAUAUAUUGUAUGUCAUGUUUAUUGUGUAUAGCUCUUAAUAUACUGUUUUAGUUGUAUAAAUUAUUUGAUUUAUAAUGGAAAAGUGCAAGAGGUUACAGUUUUUUUCAUAAGAAGUUGCAUCAGAGCUGCUUCAUAGGGGUGUUACGAAAAUAGAAACAGUGAACAUUCAACUCGGCGUAUCGAAAUGAAAAACUGGAUCACAAGUCAUUCUCUUUUCGUGUGGAGAAAGAACGAGAGGAUGCACAGUUGAGUGAGAGAGAACAAAAGCAAACGUUUGCUAACAAAAAAACCAAGCUAAUGUCCCUUUUCACACCAAUGCAGACCAUGCAGAGUAAACGGAGCUGGAAAAUCAUGCACUCUCCCCCAGACCAGUGAUGUGGCAACCCUCGGCUGUCACUCGGCGGUGUGAAAGCUUGUUGACGGCGUGAAGCACCGCCGCGCUACGUGAGCAGGGAUAGGUCACGCACUCACUUUCUCCCCAGUUGCGGUUGAAGCUGCAGCCCACGGUUGAUCUACUUUUAUCGUUAGCCUAGUUUUCAUACCGACCGCUCAGCCGCACUGGUGUGGAGGACAUUUUGCUUAAUCACUGGUAGCCCGUUUGUUAUAUUGCUGGAUUUUAAAUAAAUGUUCUGAACAAAGUGGUCAAAACUAAUAGUGUUAGAGAAGCAUGAUAUGAUAGCCACAAGUAGGCUAUGGGUAGGAAAGACUCGAAAAUUGAAUUGAUGUGUGCAUAUAAGAUCGAAAGCCAAAUUGAGUUGUGGAUUAUGAGAAUUGUUACACCCCUUGUACUUUAGUACUUUUAGUGCAAAAUUGUAAUAAAUAUUAAUCAUUUUCUAAUCAAUCCA